Amyelois transitella is the source of this 1286-nucleotide messenger RNA. Its product is annotated as ATP synthase mitochondrial F1 complex assembly factor 1. Gene Ontology annotation, biological process: mitochondrial proton-transporting ATP synthase complex assembly. The record is from RefSeq and is a predicted model, not a curated record. The transcript has 4 exons. NCBI's taxonomy places the organism in Eukaryota, Metazoa, Arthropoda, Insecta, Lepidoptera, Pyralidae. Gene Ontology annotation, cellular component: mitochondrion. Bases 156 to 992 code for a protein of 278 amino acids.
UACAAUAAGGAUUUAUGACAUUAGAAAUUAAUAUCUGUGGGAUUUAUUUUUGAUUUGGAAAUUUGGUGAUUGAUUAAGUUUAUAAAAUUACAUAAUUUACCUUGGAGAUAACUUAUAGUAAACACCCAUUUAUUGUUUUACUAUAAUAAUCUGUUAUGGCCAUAAGUCUUACGAAAUUGUCACGGUGUUGUCAAUAUAGUCGGCCUGUAUUUCGUAAUUUUUCAAUAACUAUGUCUAACAUGGAAAAGGUAAUGGAAGAUUUGCAAAAAAAUCCGUAUUUUGAGAAAUAUGCAGAUAGAAUUUCGGCCCUGCAAAAGACAUCUCCUGAGGAAUUUAUGCAACGGAUAGAGCAACAGCAGAAGGCUAAGAAAGAAGAAGUGAAGAAAAAGUUUGCUGCUGUUGAUACAAGACAAUUCUCAUCAGUGCUGAACCCCAAGGAGCCACUUCAGAGCACCUCAUCACCCGACCACAAAAGGCUCAGUGACAUAUUUAAAACAGAGUUGGUGGCUGAAAAGGAAACUUCUGAGAUAAAAACUAUUUGGGAAGAGUACCACAAACAUAAAGAUGUGAUAUCAGCAACAAUUCCACACAGUGUAUACUUGACCCUGCAGCAGCACAUGACAGAGUACCCUACAUUUUUGUUCCCAUUGCCGCGCUCGGAGGGCUAUGAGUUCAUCAUGUGCCAGAACCAAGGUCACACUGUGCACUUUACACCUUUACUGGCUUACCAGGUCCACAAAGAGAAUGCUCCAGAAUGUUUGACCAUGGUGCACUACACAGAACUGGUCCAUAAAGGAAUUGUGCUAAUGAGAGGUGAAUAUGACAAGAAUGUAUUGACUGGUCAAGAAGCUUUAUGUUUGGCCAACCAGUUCCAAAUGUAUUAUGAGGGCCGGGACAAGCGGAAACUGAAACUGUUGCAGACAUUCACCAGGAGCCCAGACACGUUCAAACAUAUGGACCUAAUUUCACAACUGGAAACCAUUGGGCUAUAAUAGUUUUGGUUUAAUUCCUGGCCAGUGUCUUGAACCUUAGAAUUAUUCUUGUUUUGUUUUCUUUAUCUUAUAAGCGACUGAGGUCAGAUUCAUGGAAACAUGUCAAACGUUGGGGUUGUACUAAUGAAAAACAUAUUAACGUUAUUAUCAGAACUUCCUUUUUUUUUUUGGAAAGCUGUGUUUUAUUUCUGUAUAGGUAGGUACAUUGUUAUUUUAUAUGUAUAACGUUGCAGCAUUUAGAAUCGUUAUAAAUAUUAUCAUAAUUUAUGUAUUAAUAAAUGUUAUAAAGAUUAA